Messenger RNA from Danio aesculapii, 2341 nucleotides. RefSeq names its product GA binding protein transcription factor subunit alpha (gene gabpa). Gene Ontology annotation, cellular component: nucleus. The record is from RefSeq and is a predicted model, not a curated record. The transcript has 10 exons. The coding region runs from base 552 to 1919 and encodes 455 amino acids. Gene Ontology annotation, molecular function: sequence-specific DNA binding; DNA-binding transcription factor activity, RNA polymerase II-specific. Gene Ontology annotation, biological process: regulation of transcription by RNA polymerase II; cell differentiation. NCBI's taxonomy places the organism in Eukaryota, Metazoa, Chordata, Actinopteri, Cypriniformes, Danionidae.
ACAAUUUUAUGUAAUAACUUUAUAGAUUCGUAACAAAGAAUAAUAAAAACAGAUGUCACAAAUUCUUGCUUUUAGUUUCUUAGUGUGUGAACUGACGUCUCUGUAGGUCUUAAAAAGUGUCCAUUUGCAGUUUUAAGGGCUUAAAAAUACUUUUAAUUGGAGAAGAAAGAAGUUAUAAAGUUAUGGCAUUAAUGUUAAACCUUACAAGUAAUGUAAAAAAAAAAAAAAAAUCCAAACAAGGUACAAUUAAUCAAAGAGAAAAUGAGGAAAUUAGGUCUUUUAAUUAGACAUAAAAACUCCUAUGGUUAAAACAAAAGCGACUGACAUGUAUAGUAAUUAUCUUUGAAGUUUUUUUAGUCUACUGGCAGAUAUGUGUUCUUCCUUUCCUAAUUUGGCUUAAUUCCAGAGAAAACAAGACUCAUAGCGUUUAAUUUUCUUCCCAAAUAUGCAUCUUGAUUUACAAUUCUUUGGACAAUUCAUCUUGAUAAAGACAACAAAAUGAGUAAGAACAUGAUGCAGUAUGACAGGAAGUUGGACAAGGAGUUGAAGGGAUGUCGAAAAGUGAGACAGAGGAGAUGAUUGAAAUUGAGAUCGAUGGACGGGAGAAACAGGAGUGUUUAGAGGAAGGGAUCGAGGAGCAAACCAUCACAGCAGCUGAACUGAUCACUCAGGACAUUGACAUCAAUGAGCCGAUCGGGAACCUGAAGAAGCUGCUGGAGCCUCGUCUUCAGGUCCCGCUGGAUGGAUAUGACAUUUGUCUGCAGGACAUCCUAUUGCAUCCUGAUCACAGCUUGUUCGAUCAAGGAGUGAAGACAGAUGGCACAGUACAGCUCAGUGUGCAGAUCGUCACGAAACCGGGUGAAGAGAAGCUGAAUAUUCUGGAGAUUGUGAAGCCAGUGGAGACAGUGGAGGUGGUGAUUGAUCCAGACGCUGCUGCUGGUGAGGAAGCUCAUCUGGUGGAGGAUGGACAUGUGAUUGCUGUGGAGCGAGCGGCCCUUCCUGAUGAGACCUCAGAGCAGGUGACCCGCUGGGCGGCAGCACUAGAAGGCUACCGCAAGGAGCAGGUUCGACUGAACAUUCCCUAUGACCCCGUGCAGUGGACAGCAGAUCAGGUGAUCCACUGGGCAGUUUGGGUGAUGAAGGAGUUUGGCAUUGAUGAAAUGGAGGUGGGUGGCAUUCACAUCCCAGGACGACAGCUCUGUGGCUUCAGCCAGGAGGAGUUCCUGCAGAGAGUGCCCAGCGGCGAGAUCCUGUGGAGCCACCUGGAGCUUCUGCGCAAGUAUGUACUUGCGAGUCAGGAUCAAAGUCAGGAAGCAACAGUCACCAUUGAUCAACCGGUGCAGAUCAUUCCUGCUCCUGUACAGCAGGCCACACCUACAGCCAUUAAAGUGAUGAAGCACAACAAAACACCACGAGCCCCUCGCAUCUCAGGAGAGGAGCGCAGUUCCCCAGGCAACCGCACAGGUAACAACGGUCAGAUUCAGCUGUGGCAGUUCCUCCUGGAGCUGCUGACGGAUAAAGACUCUCGCGACUGCAUCUCCUGGGUGGGCGAAGAAGGCGAGUUCAAACUCAAUCAGCCUGAGCUGGUGGCUCAGAAAUGGGGUCAGCGCAAGAACAAGCCCACCAUGAACUACGAGAAGCUAAGCAGAGCUCUCAGGUACUACUACGACGGAGACAUGAUCAGCAAAGUGCAAGGCAAGCGAUUCGUCUACAAGUUUGUGUGCGACCUGAGGACUCUGAUUGGCUACAGCGCCGCCGAGCUCAACAACCUGGUGACUGAGUGCGAACAGAAGAAACUGGCGCGGGUGCAGCUGCAGGGCCUCGGUCAGCCUGUAAACACAGUCACUUUGGCCACCGCCACAGGUCAACCCGUCACCACAGUCACUCUGGCCGCCGCCGCGCUGGACAAAGACAGCUGAGGAGAGACUCCCAGCCAAUCAGGAGGAAGACAGGAGCAAUCCGGGUUUGAUAUUUGACUUUGGGCCAGGGUGGGAGAACAGCGGGUUUGUAAGCAGAUGUGCGCUUUGUGUGUGUGUGUGUGUGUGUGUGUGUGCAUGAAUGAAUGUGUGUGUGUAUGUGAGAAAAGUAUAGAUGAUAACGUAUGAGCUUUCAGUUUUUUGUAUGCUUGUUCUCUGACUGCAGGGUAGCAUCGGCUAUAUUUCCAUUGUAUAUAACUCUCUGUUUUUGAUAGCCACGUGGGCGCAGUGUAUUUUGAUAUUUUCCAUUUGUAAAGGAUCUUUUUCUUUUUUUUAUUUUUAUUUUCGAGUGUCCGAUUCCCUCAAGGUGAGGUACUUUUUACUGUCCACCAGAGGGCAAUAAAGAGACAGUUGGUUUUUUUGAA